AAAAUAAGGUCGUCAAUGGCCAGACGAUGGGCCCUAAAACCCUAACUAAAACCUCCAGCAUCAAACCAAAUGAAGGCAUUUUCUCCCCCUUUCUAAGUUUGAGUCUAUGCUCUUACAGGUCGAAUUGGCAUAAAAUGAAAGCAUUCAGGACACUUCGAACUCUAAACAUCUUUGCAUCAAAACCCCAAAAUUCAAAUUCCCAUCUCUUCAAUCGAAUUCUUCUCUCUCAUUUCUUCUCAGCUCAACCUGAGCAAAACCAAAGUGAAAACGACAAUAAUGACUCGUUUUUUGACAGCAGCCGCUACGCCGUCACCAACAUUGAUACUAAUACAACCGCUCUAGAACCCACUUGGGAUGAGAAAUACAGACAGAGAGCUGAUAGAUUAGUGUUUGGGCAUGAAACCCAGAAGUCCAAAGUCAAAUUAUUGCAAGAACAAGAGGAGGAGGAGAAGAGGAGAGUGUUGGCGAAAGCGCUGCUCCAGGCGGCGCUGGAGAGGCCAGAUGAAGAGGACGAUGAUGAGGUGGUGAGGGAGGAGGACCAGAAAUCGCUUUCAGUUGGAAUUGUUGGUGCCCCUAAUGCUGGGAAGUCCGCCUUGACUAAUCACAUGGUUGGGACAAAGGUUUCUGCUGUGUCUCGGAAGACGAAUACAACAAUUCAUGAAGUAUUAGGAGUGAUGACAAAAGGGGACACUCAAAUUUGUUUCUUUGAUACACCUGGAAUUAUGUUAAAGAAAAAUGGAUAUCCUUACAAGGAUAUGAAGGCUCGUGUGGAAAAUGCUUGGUGUGCAGUUGAUUUAUAUGAUAUGAUCAUGGUUGUUUUUGAUGUCCAUAGGCAUCUUACCAGGCCUGAUUCAAGAGUGGUGAGACUAAUUGAACGUGUUGGAGCACAAACAAACCCAAAACAAAAGCGGGUUUUAUGUAUGAACAAGAUUGACCUAGUCGAGAAAAAGAAAGACUUACUAAAGGUUUCUGAGCAAUUCAAAGAUCUUCCUGGAUAUGAUAGGUGCUUCAUGAUUUCUGGACUAAAGGGUGUUGGUGUGAAAGAUCUUACACAAUAUUUGAUGGAGCAGGCACUGAAAAGACCUUGGGAUGAGGAUCCACUACAUAUGAGCGAAGAAGUUAUGAAGAACAUUUCAUUAGAGGUUGUUCGCGAGAGGUUAUUAGAUCAUGUCCACCAGGAAAUCCCAUAUGGUAUUGAACAUCGUUUGAUAGAUUGGAAGGAGUUAAAAGAUGGUUCUCUAAGGAUUGAACAACACUUCAUUACUCACAAACUAAGCCAACGGAAGAUUCUUGUGGGUAAGAAGGGCUCAAAAAUAGGAAGGAUAGGCAUUGAAGCUAAUGAAGAGCUGAGGUCCAUAUACAAGAGGGAAGUGCACCUGAUUCUCCAGGUUAGACUGAAAUGAUCAGUUCAGCAACCAGAGAAAUAUGCCUGAUCCCAGAAUUGGAUUAGCCAUGGAGGAUGAUUAAUGAAAGCACCAGGACCAAAUUUAGCAUACUGUGCUUUGCCAAGAAUUGGCCUGUCCUGGUAAAAAUGAGGCAUGAAGUCUUUUGAACUUGUCCCACUCUUUAGAUGUGGGACUCUUGACCAGAAGCAAGUAUCCUUGUUCGUGUAUUGGCUUCAUUUUUGCCUGCUUGAUGAAAGCAAAGGAAACCAAAAGCAAUCAGCUUCUAGAUUGAGUUUUUGUGCUUUUGAUUUGAAAUCUGAAUUUUGCUUAAUUUUCUUAGCAACCAGAGUUUAAAUGUUGUAUGGGAAAUAAUUGUUGCUAUAGAUUUGUGAAUAUUUGGUUGGUAUAUAAUGGAAAGAAAGGAAUUGAAUUCUGAUUCUAUAAA
Messenger RNA from Hevea brasiliensis (rubber tree), 1830 nucleotides. Its product is annotated as GTP-binding protein ERG. Gene Ontology annotation, biological process: ribosomal small subunit assembly. The transcript has 8 exons. Gene Ontology annotation, molecular function: GTP binding; rRNA binding; ribosomal small subunit binding. NCBI's taxonomy places the organism in Eukaryota, Viridiplantae, Streptophyta, Magnoliopsida, Malpighiales, Euphorbiaceae. The coding region runs from base 27 to 1403 and encodes 458 amino acids. The record is from RefSeq and is a predicted model, not a curated record.